This is a messenger RNA of Cylicocyclus nassatus, 1138 nucleotides long. The record is from the annotation of a GenBank genome assembly. NCBI's taxonomy places the organism in Eukaryota, Metazoa, Nematoda, Chromadorea, Rhabditida, Strongylidae.
GGAUUCCAGAGAAAUGGCCGCUUAUCCGCACAUCAUCGCAGCUCCGAAUGAGAACAAAAUUCCUUUCCCUGUUCACGUCAGUCUGUCAAAAGUUCAGUUCUGUAAAGAAUAUGGAUCAAGAUUGUUGGCAGCUUCUGGAUGGGAUGGUACUGUUCAUCUAUAUCUUCUUGGAAAUAAUGGCCACUCUGAGGAGAAGCGCUAUUAUUACCAUGGGAAGCCUGUUCUGGCAUGCACUUUCACCGGCGGUAAUAGAGUUGCUAGUGGCGGUCUUGAUCAAAUCGUCAAGCUAGUCGACAUUGAGACAGGGCGAGAAGUGAACAUGGGUGCUCACAGCGGUGGGAUACGAUGUAUGGAAUAUCACGAUAGACUCAACGCAGUUGUGACCGGAAGCUGGGAUUCUACGGUCAAACUCUGGGACUCACGGUCUACAACUCCUGGUGGUCCUAUGCAAAGCGUACAAGUUGGAGAGCGCGUCUACGCAAUGGACGUUCUCGGGGAGAAACUAGUCGUUGGAACUCGUGACAGAAAAAUACAGCUCUUUGAUAUGCGCAACCUUGGCAGUGCAGAACAAGUUCGGGACAGUCCACUCAAGUACCAAACUCGUGCUGCCGCUUUCUUCCCAACUGGAGACGCAUUCGUGGUUUCAUCGAUUGAGGGCCGCGUUGCUAUCGAAUACGUGGAUCCUUCACCCGAAGAACAAAAGAAGAAAUAUGCAUUCAAGUGUCACAGAAGCAAAGAAGAUGGUGUCGAGCGUAUCUAUCCUGUAAAUGCUCUAGCUUUCCAUCCUAUCAAUGGUACAUUCGCUACUGGUGGCUCUGAUGCCAUGGUGAACUUGUGGGAUCCUUUCAACCGAAAGAGGCUAGUGCAGCUGCACAGGUUCCAAACAUCGAUAAUUUCGCUUUCAUUCAACUUCGAUGGAUCGCAGCUGGCUAUCGCCUCAUCGUUUGCCUUUGAAUAUGAGCCAGCUCCAAACCCAAUGCCAGAGAAUACAGUAACUGCUAAGAAUGAAAUUGAUGAUUUGAAAAAGGACAAGAAAUAUGAGAUCGAUGGAGUCGAAAAUCUUGGUCCAGUGGAGGCGAAAGUCUUCACGUGUUCGUAUUCGUUCGAUUUCAGUGCAUACUUCCUGGAAACUGAUUAG